Blepharisma stoltei is the source of this 1060-nucleotide messenger RNA. The record is from the annotation of a GenBank genome assembly. Lineage: Eukaryota; Ciliophora; Heterotrichea; Heterotrichida; Blepharismidae.
AUGAAAUUUGUUGUCUUAAUUGUUCUGUUCUCCCUGGGAGUUCUCAGCUUUGAAAUACCUAGCCAGAUCUAACUUAAAUUAACAGAUGGCGAUAGCCUAGUUGUAACGCAGUCAGGAUCUCCCAUAAGGAAGAUUCAACCGCUUUGUGACCGUAAUUUCCACCAGGGAUGGCAGUGUCUCCUCCUUGCCUUCCGGCUCCAGUGUUGGGUGGCAAUCUUUAGACUUCUGCGGACUUGCUUGAGGCUGAGGGGAUACACAAAAACCCAAAAAAUGGGUUGUCGGUCGACCAUUGGCAAAAGUGGAAAUUUUGUUAACUAGGGUGUAACUCUUGGCUUUACGCUGGAAAAUUUGCCCGAUUGGUAUAGGCAUUACCUGUAGACUGGCUGGGCAUCUCCUUUCCAACAUCUGAGUCUCUCUUCCCUUGAGGUAAAAAUACUGAAUUGCUUAUCUAGCCUAGCUAUCAUCCUCUGAGUUGGCAAAAACUUGCUAGAUAUAAUUUAAAUACUCAAAGGAAUUGGUAUAGCCUACUGCAAAGCGCUAAGACGUCAUAUUUAAACUACCUAGCCAAAUCAAGGUCACAGAUCCAGCAGAAGAAGCCCUCGACGCCAGUACCUUCCCUAAAAACCCAGUAAAAAUCCUUGGAAAUUUCACCUUGGGUGUCGCCCAAGGUCUCCAAACCAAGCUAUCUCCUCUCUCAAAAUGCUAUAACAACACUGCUCUUUUGCAUCCAGGCUUUGAAGCAGUAGCCCAAAUGGCCAUUAAGUGUGCAUUAUUCAACUUCACUGCUUGCAACGAUGUCCCAGCCAUGCUGACCUUAUUCAACACAAAAGUGGAAACAGUUUACACUUCUUGCAAAUUGGCAACUUUGAUAUCUGAUAUUGAAGGUCUUAAGGAUCCUCAAACUUUCAGCGAAUUUAUGGUCAGAUUUUACUUGAAAAAGAGCGCUAUAACUGCUAACAAUGAUAAGAUGGUCACUUAUUUCAAGGCAGGGCAAUACCUCGAAGCAGGACAAAUGCUUGGCACUAAUUUGCGCCUAUUGUUCAGCUUCACAGUAAGUUAA